Messenger RNA from Conger conger (European conger), 2119 nucleotides. RefSeq names its product ankyrin repeat domain-containing protein 42-like. The coding region runs from base 82 to 1572 and encodes 496 amino acids. The transcript has 12 exons. The record is from RefSeq and is a predicted model, not a curated record. Gene Ontology annotation, molecular function: protein binding. NCBI's taxonomy places the organism in Eukaryota, Metazoa, Chordata, Actinopteri, Anguilliformes, Congridae.
AGUUUGCGUAACCACAAACAAACCCCUUGGCAACCGCGGACGGAGCUUCAAUUAAAUGGGAAUUUUGAUCUUUGUUUUGAAAUGCCAGUCGUAACAAAACCACCAAAAGACAGUCAGGCCAGGACAAUCCAUGAAGCGGUGAGACUAGGAGACGUGAAACAACUGGCUGUAAUAGUGAAGAAUGGUGGUGACAUUAACGAUGGGGACAAGAAACACAAAUUCACCCCACUCCACUGGGCUUCUCAUGCAGGCAGUCUGGAGUGCCUGCACUGGCUUCUGUGGCAUGGUGCUGACCGCACAUGCGCAACACCUCAGGGCUGGACUGCAGCGCACAUAUCAGCCAUUAGGGGGCAGGAUGCGUGUAUGCAGGCACUAAUUGUGAAUGGGGCCAACCUCAAUGCUCAGGAUAAUAGAGGAUGCACCCCGACCCACCUUGCUGCUGCCCAUGGACACUCUUACACUCUCCAAAUGGUCCUGCGUGGUGAAGUGGACUGUAACUGUGCUGACAGUAAUGACUGGAGGCCAGUUCACUACGCUGCAUUCCAUGGGAGAGUGGGCUGCCUGCAAACCCUCAGUAAAUGGGGAGCAAAUGUUGAUGAAGUGGAUAGUAAUGGCAACACACCAGCUCACUUGUCAGCCAUGGAGGGCCAUCUCUUCUGCUUUAAAUUUCUGGUGUCGAAGGGACUGAGUAUAGCCCAUACACUUGGAGCCAGAAACAACCAGGGAGAGACUCCGAAAGAUCUUGUCCAGCGGUUUUGCAAGCCACAUGUUCUUCAGUACAUAGAACUGAUUGAAAAGCAGAAUGAUCUCCCUUUGGAGCAGGAAAAUGUAGCCUUCCCAGGACACAGAGCAGCCUUGCAAGGAGACCUGGAUACCUUGCGGAACUUGGUGGAAUGCGGAAUCAUCAACAUCAAUGAGAGAGAUGACAAGGGUUCGACUCCCAUGCAUAAAGCUGCUGGUAAAGGUCAUCUGAACUGCCUCCAGUGGCUUUUGGAGAUGGGUGCAAAUCAGGACAUCACAGACAAUGGAGGGGAAACUGCAAAGGACACAGCUAGAAGGUUUGCUCAGUUAGCAGCCGUGAAGGUGCUGGGGGGAAGAGGCUUAGAGGAUGACUCAGAUGAAGAGGAGAUAGCUGACCCACAUGGUGUGGAAGGGAGUACAGACAGCUUUGAGGAAGUGGCUCUGAGUGCCACCCAGAGGAAGGAGCAAAGAGUGAGAGCAUACCAAAAAAUUGAGGACCUUACAAACCUGCUGGAGAUUGCAAAAAAUAACUACAAGCAGCUUGGAGGUCUGCUAGAAGAAGAGAGUAGGCAGCGGAAAGAAGCUAAGGAGGCUCAAAGAACCAUAGAGGAGCUGGAGGCACAGCUGGAGUUUGAGAGAGUACGCCGGGAGAAACUGGAAUUACAGCUGGAUGACUGCAGGGCAGAAAUUGGGCAUCUCAAUCAGUGCCUGCAGGACCUGAGUAUCACCCCAGACGAAAGUCCCCAGGCAAUCCAGGCUAGGGGAAAAAAGAAAGUGAAGAAGAACAGAAAGAGUGAUGUUGGUGGAGUGUUUGUGAAACGGAUACAAUAAAAGAAAAGACUUGGUCAGGUGCAUUAUGAGCAAUCUAAUUAAUUGGCAAUUCCAGCGUUAUGGAUGUGACAUUUAGACACAAAAUGACAGAUAAAACCCUUCAGAAAAAUUACUCUUCUUACAUGAUAAAAAAUGUUAAUGCAUAUUGUCAUAGCACCUACUUGGCAGAGGGAGGCAAAACAUUUUUCACAAAAAUAUUAAGCCAGAAAAUGUGACAAAUAACUUGCGUUAUGGACGCAAAAAGACAGGUAUUUUGGGGAGACUAUACACUUUGUAAUGCAGAAAGGUUGAUAUCCAUGUAUUGUAGGAGGCUUGGUUGAACAUAAAAAUAGCAAUUUUGAAAAUACUUAUAUCUUUGUCUUCAGAUGCACAUUGUUUGACGAUCUACUUCCCAAUUAAAUUUUUAUCAUAACACAUUUGUUGUCAUCUGAAAUGGUGCUGAAUAUCAGUUUUGACAUUGUGAAAACCAUCUGAAAUGAUUUUUAAUGUUUUCAAGAUGGCCGCCAAAUGGCAUUGAUUUUAAUGGUAAUGGGACUAAUAAUACAUU